Patiria miniata (bat star) is the source of this 2115-nucleotide messenger RNA. Its product is annotated as tripartite motif-containing protein 3-like. The transcript is spliced from 3 exons. NCBI's taxonomy places the organism in Eukaryota, Metazoa, Echinodermata, Asteroidea, Valvatida, Asterinidae. Bases 403 to 2115 code for a protein of 570 amino acids. Gene Ontology annotation, cellular component: chromatin; nucleoplasm. Gene Ontology annotation, molecular function: protein binding; zinc ion binding; ubiquitin-protein transferase activity. Gene Ontology annotation, biological process: positive regulation of DNA-templated transcription. The record is from RefSeq and is a predicted model, not a curated record.
UUGUGCAAUGUCCAUUUUGUGCUUCCGUAGACAGAGUUGCCUGUUUGAACUUUGAACUUGAAUCAAUGGCAUUUUCAGUGCUUGUUCGUAUGUUCGUAUGUGGGCCUAUAUUGAACUUGAAUAAAGACCAUGAUCAUAGUGUUCCUUUGUUAUGGUACUGUGUGACACAAAUAGCGACUCGUUUUUCUUGUGUUGGGUAAAGGAAUGUAGCUGUUGUUGCACCAUUCAUCACAUGAGGAUAAAGUAUAGGCCUGACAUGUACACAUUAUAAGCCUAAGGCUUACAACUUACAAGUUGAUGGUAGUUUUGCCAUACUUUUUUUACAUUUGGCGGAAGUAUUAUGUUUGUGGUGGAAAACUUCAGCUAACUGUUGAUCCAGUUGAAGUAGGUCACAUUUGAAAUAUGGCGGAGGCUGCAGCCAAAACUGUGUGGAAGAUCAGCCAGGGGCAUCUGGAAUGUUCGAUCUGUUGCUGUCUUUUCAAGGAUCCCAAGAUGCUGGACUGUCUGCACAGCUUCUGCCUGAAGUGUCUGAAAGAGAUGAUGAGCAAACAGAAGCCAGAGGCAGAGAAAAUAAUAUGUCCAGUCUGCAGGAGAGAGACGCAAGUUCCGGAUGGAGGACUACAGAGUCUAGCUUCGUCUUUCUUUCUUAGUUCUCUUGUCGAUGAGGUCAAACAACAGAAGGAGGUAUUAGGAGAUGCAUCUGCACCUACCGUCACAUGUGACUGUGGAGAAGGCAAGGAGGCCACUUGGAGGUGUCUUGAUUGUAGUGAUAACCUCUGCCAGGAAUGCCGGAAAGCCCAUGGGAGGUUUAAGUCAACCAAAAACCAUCAAAUCAUUUCAUUGGGAGAUUGGAAGAAAUCAAAGAUGCCACCAGCAGAACAUAGCAAACCCAUCACCCCAAUGUGUACGAUCCACACUGACCAUCCUCUGUGUUUCUUCUGUGACACAUGCAAUACCUUAAUCUGCUCAAUGUGUGUCGCAUUAGAUCAUCGGUCAGCAGAGCACAAUUUCCUAAAGAUUGAUGACCUGAUCAGGUCCUUCCGCAGUGAGGUCGAAAACAUACUGCAGAAGUUCGAGAAGAGCAGGCAGCACUUCAAAUCUACUGAAAAGUCAAUCGAACAUGCACGAAAUAGAUUGCAAAAGAAACUGGCACAGGCUCGUACUGGUAUUGAUGCAAAAGCGGAGGCAGAGAUCGCUAAAAUCAGAAACAAAGCAAAGCUUCUCACCGACAAAGUCAACGAAAUCGGUCAGGAGAGAGACAGUGAGUACGAAAAGGUGCUCACGAACAACCGUGAACAGAUGGAACGCGCAGAUCACACCAUCGCGGCCGUAAAUGACUUGAUGAGUCAAGCCGAUGAUUUUGAGCUUUUGGAGCUCAAGCCAAAGGUGAUGCACAACUUGGAAUUCCAGGAGGAACUCAAGUGUGAACCGGCGAAUUAUGGUCUGUCGUUCAUUGGUGUCAGAUUUCAAGACGUAGUGAGUGAUGCAGAUCUUGGGGAGGUCUGUGUCCGCGAAAAAUGGCAGUUAAAGGAAAAGUUUGGUAAAAAAGGUACCAAUGACGAGGAAUUCAAAUGCGCCAGGGCUGUUGCAUGUUUCACAAACGGGGACAUUGUAGUAACUGACACAGAUUUGAAACGGUUAUCAUUGUUUAGCUCCACUGGUCGAUAUAAAACAGCGGUUGCUGAAGGAGGUCUUAUGCAUCAGUUGGAAGCUCCUUGGGUGUCCCAUGAUGAUCUGCUUUUUGUCACGGACAAAAAGAAAGUGAAGGUUUUUGACACUGAGCUCCAAUUUGUUCGCGAGUUUACACCUUCGGCUGACGAUGCCGAUGGGCGAUCAAAGAGUUACCUCACUGCUAUUGCUGUUGACAGUCAGCGAGUAGCAGUCGCUGACAAGGGGAGAAAGGUCAUCAGUGUCCACAACUUGGACGGAUCGUUGAUUGCAAGCAUCUCAAAUAACAUGGUCGGAGACUGUGCAGUGCAGUGUUACGAUUCAAAUGGUGCAUUCAUAGCAACAGUAGCUCAAGGGAUGUACAAUCCGUUAGGAAUGGCCUUCACCCCUGCUGGCGACGUAGUUGUUGCUGACCGACACUCCGUUAAGAUCUUUGAGCGAAUGUGA